Molecule: messenger RNA, 708 nt
Organism: Sphaerulina musiva SO2202
Lineage: Eukaryota; Fungi; Ascomycota; Dothideomycetes; Mycosphaerellales; Mycosphaerellaceae
Exons: 1
Coding region: 1-708 (235 amino acids)
Source: RefSeq, a predicted model, not a curated record
AUGCCUUCACCACGCACUUCGCCUGCCAUGCGGCCCACCUCACCCCUCUCUCCCGGAGCAUACAAGCCCUCACCUGCUGCCGGCCAAUAUUUCGACUUGCUGCAACCUCCGCAACGCCCACCUCACUCGCGCUCUAACAGCAAUCACCAACUUUCUCCACAUGCACAACCACAACCACAUCAACCACAUCAACCACAUCAACCACAUCAACAACAACAACAACAGCACCGUCACAACCGCUCUCUCCGCUUACCAUCUUUCUCACUUCCGCGAUUCCAUCCCAGUCGCUUCCCCUCUGCAACCAGCAGUGUCCAAUCGACUCCCGAUGGAAACUCCCACUCCUCCUCCCCUCAACCACCCAUGUCCCCGCGGGCAUAUCAGAGAAUGUACAACGACGCCCAGAAGCAGCUCUAUUUCAAUCAACACCAACUCUUUGUCGUUGCCACUGCUACUGCCGCCGCUGCCACUUCUGCUGGUCGACCCACGAGUCCACGCCUCGCACCUCUGGGCAGUCCUGGUCCCGUGACACCAUUGGAACUCGAGAGGGAUGAAGGUUAUCUGGUGGCAGGUGCUCGCAAUGUGACUCAUUCGACGACUACUUCUACUGCUACUGCUGCUGCUGCUGCUGUUGCUGUUGCUGCAACUACUCCUUCGGACCUGGCGGAUAAGAUGGUUCAGGCGGAAGUGGCGAGGCAGACUACGGGGUAG